Molecule: messenger RNA, 1116 nt
Organism: Lodderomyces parapsilosis
Lineage: Eukaryota; Fungi; Ascomycota; Pichiomycetes; Serinales; Debaryomycetaceae
Exons: 1
Coding region: 1-1116 (371 amino acids)
Source: RefSeq, a predicted model, not a curated record
AUGAAUAGUCACACUAACGCUCAUCAGCAAAGGCGAUCGUUACUUUCAAAAGGUCUAGCGGGGGAGAAUAGCACUACCGCCACUAGUAUAUCACAACAACAACACCAGCAACAACAACAACAGCAACAAACAGAAACUUUUCCUCAUCACCAGCAUCACGUACAGAAAUACCAGUCGAUGUCACAAGAGCAUCCCAUAUUAUGCAUAAAUGAAGUCAUAAGCGAAGAGGACGCAAACAAUUUACAAUAUAUAGAACAUCCAGAGCCACAACUUUUGGCCAGCUCAGUGGGGAAAGAUCUAGAUGGGAAGCUAAUACCGUCAUCAUCAACCAUUUCAUUGCUUUCGUUGAAUCAAGAUGUACCGCCGAGGAGUAAUGAGCAGUCGCAGCAACAACAACAGCAGCAACAACAACAACUGUCCUUAUCGAUGACGAAAACAUCACGUACCACGUCGUAUUCGAAUUUACAAAGAUUACAACCAUAUCAAAGAGCAGCCACUACGUCACCACCAUUUCAACAACACCAUUCACAACAAUCUCAAGUUUCAAGCCGAAGUUCACCCGAGGUUGUAGGCUUUCAACCAUUUGCGAUGCAGUCCAAUUACAACACUAAUAUGCUGUUAUCGAUUCCCGGAACCAUACCUAGCUCACCAAAUUUAGAUCCCGUUUCUUUGGGUGGCUCUCCUUCUCGCUUUUGGUUAUCUGCACAAACGCCUCCAACACCAAGCACCAAUAUGAGUAGAAUUCAAGCCAAUAGUCAAACGGUACUGCUACAGCUGCUGCAGCAGCAUCUGCAUUUCCAGCCACAAUAUUUUGUACAUAAAACAAGAAGGGGGUCGACCAAUAAAGUAGCAACGGGUGAUGAUUCCCCCGUGCUAAACCCCGUGCAAACGCCGAUCGAGGAUCCGCCCAUGACACCGUUGUUCUUGAGUAAUACAAACACUGUCAAACAUGUUGACUAUUUUACGCACUAUCAUCCAAAUCACAGUGAUUUGAAAGAAGAAGCACUGGAAGAGGAGGAGGAUAUAGAAGAUGGCUUAUUGGAUAGAGGUGGAGAAUCAUAUAGUAAGAGGUCAUUGAACGAACGAAUGGUUUCGGCAAAGGAUGUUUAUAGUUAG